Betta splendens (Siamese fighting fish) is the source of this 2980-nucleotide messenger RNA. RefSeq names its product stromal interaction molecule 1-like. NCBI's taxonomy places the organism in Eukaryota, Metazoa, Chordata, Actinopteri, Anabantiformes, Osphronemidae. Bases 144 to 2192 code for a protein of 682 amino acids. Gene Ontology annotation, molecular function: calcium channel regulator activity; protein binding; calcium ion binding. The transcript is spliced from 14 exons. Gene Ontology annotation, cellular component: endoplasmic reticulum; plasma membrane. Gene Ontology annotation, biological process: intracellular calcium ion homeostasis; store-operated calcium entry; activation of store-operated calcium channel activity. The record is from RefSeq and is a predicted model, not a curated record.
CGUGAACGCAGCGCAGGCGGGUCCCUUCAUGACUUUCUGUUCAGCAGCAGUUCUGUGAGUUCUGGUGUCAGGGCGGGGAAGAUCGGGCCUGAUCAGAACCAGAACCGACGGAUCCAUGGAUUAGAGGAGCAGCGACCGCAGACAUGGGCUGUGUGUGUGCAUGGCUGGUGUGUGUGUGUGUGAUGUGUGCGUGUGUGGAGGCCCAAAAUGGAUCCAUUCAAGACGACGGCGCUACCCUGGACCACCAUCACCUGGUUACCAAUGGCAACGCAGCCUCAGAUCUCUGCGUCAUCGACCAGCAGCUUUGUGAGGACGAGAACUUGCUGCUGAGCUUCGAGGCGAUUUGCAGCAUCCAUAAAAUGAUGGAUGACGACGCCGACGGCAGCGUGGACACGACAGAGACGGACGAGUUUCUCAGGGAGGACCUGAAGUAUAAAGACCCCAAAGCCAAACACAGCAGCUUCCACCGAGCCGACCUGCUCAUCAGCGUGGAGGACAUGUGGAGAAGCUGGAAGAGCUCCGACGUGUACAACUGGACGGAGCAGCAGUUGGAGGACUGGCUGCUCAGCAGCGUGGAGCUUCCUCAGUACGUGGAAACCUUCAGGACACAGCAGCUGAACGGGAAGGCCUUACCCAGGCUGGCUGUGAAGAACACCACACUGACGCUGACCGUGUUGAAGAUUUCAGACAGAAGUCACGCUCAGAAGCUUCAGCUCAAAGCUCUGGACAUUGUUCUGUUCGGACCACCUGUGGGGCAGCAGAACCUGUGGAAGGACCUGGUUUUGGGUUUGUCCAUUCUCAUGGCUCUGGGUGGCUGCUGGUUCGCCUACGUCCAGAACAGGAAGACCAAAGAAGACCUCGGGAAGUUCAUGAAGGACCUGGACGGUCUGCAGAAAGCUGAGCAGAGUCUGCUGGACCUGCAGGACAAACUGCAGAAGGCUCAGGAGGAGCAGCGCUGCGUUCAGGUGGAGAAGGUGAAGGUGGAGGAGCAGCUGAGAAAUGAGAUCAACUCAGCCAAACGGGAAGCUCAGCGGCUCCAACACCUGCGUCAGGGAACCGAGAGCGAGCGGAGCCGGCAGAGAUAUGCUGAGGAGGAGCUGGAGCAGGUCCGCAUGGCGCUGAAGAAGGCGGAGCGGGAGCUGGAGUCCCGGACCUGCUGGAUGGCGCCGGAGGCGCUGCAGAAGUGGCUGCAGCUGACGCACGAGAUCGAAGUCCAGUACUACAACAUCAAGAAACAGAGCGCAGAGUGGCAGCUGCUGCAGGCCAAGGAGGGGGCAGAGAAAAUCAAGAAGAAGAGGAGUUCUCUGUUCGGGACGUUCCACGUGGCUCACAGUUCUUCGCUGGACGACGUCGACCACAAGAUCCUCUCUGCCAAACAGGCCCUGGCUGAGGUGACGGGGGCGCUGAGGGAGAAGCUGCACCGGUGGCAGCAAAUCGAGGCUCUGACCGGUUUCUGUUUGGUUAAUAAUCCGGGUCUUGGGUCUCUGGCUGCCGCACUCAAGUUGGACCCGUCCUUCCUCGGCCUGCAUCCUCCGACGCCUCAGCACCUCCUGCUCUCUGACGACCUGGAUGACAUGGAUGAGGACAUCCUGUCUCACGGGACUCUGCAGUACGCAGCGUGGCAGAUGGACCGGCGAGUGAGCGACCUCUGGCCUUUAAGUGGCAUCGCAGACAGCCAGUCGCCAUGGAAACAUUCUGCUCAGAGUCUGACGCCUCCACGGCAACGGCUUGAAGAUGCUGCUCUGACCUUCACCUCUCAGAGGGACAUCACCAAAUGCUGCGACUCAGACUCAUCCCUACCUUUGUCUCAGAGCAAAUCCCGAGGCCUGUACAGCUCCAAGCCCUUCCUCCUGUCAUCCAGGCUCCAAACCCUCCAGAGCCAGGGCCGCGGCAGUGGCCACGGAGGCCUGGAGAAGAGCUCCAGCCUCGGGGAGCUGAGGGGCAGCACCGCUGGUGUUCUCGGAUCCGCCUCCUCCACCCGUUCCCUCUGCGUCACGUCCGACGUCGCCCACGGCCCGGUCGCCUUCUCGUCCUCUGCCUCGUCCAGCUCUUCGAGCAGCAGUCGGGGAACCAUCCUCCAGGCCAGGAGAAGCCCGCUGGAGGUGGAUGGUGGGGAUGAGCCGGAGUCGUCCAGCAGCCGGAGAAGAAGCACUUUUACCAAGAUAUUCAAGAAGAAGCAGGGACGUCACUGAACCAUGUGAGUCUCAGUUACAGACAAACAGAGCCACUGCUGACUCUGAUGAGGGCUUCACCACAGGGAUCCAAACUAACUGUUGCUGAGAGGAAAGUUCACUUUAUUUUACUUUCUAGUUACUUGUUUGCAUUUUCUCUCCACUGUGGAUUCACUGCACGACUCAGGAACGAUCAAAGAAAAAAACAAAGAAAAAAAUGCAUUUAAAUUUCUUAUUUGAUGUGGACCCACGGACAACACCAAUUCACUCACUUCCUCCAAAGUAAAGUCUGAACUUUGAUUCUUCUGACCAGAUUGAGGGGAAACCUUUGUAAAAGCAGCUGCCGGUACGAUAAACGAAGCUCUACAGCCUGAAAACACAGACGUGACUCCAGAGAUGCCAUCGUGUUACUACUUCCUGGUGGUUUUACGUGUGGGUUCAAUGACAUUAGGUUCUAUUUCAUGACGUCAAAGAUCCAAAUAGUAAAGAGAUGAGUAUAAAUGAGAAAUGCACGCACACUUCAGUUGAUCAGGACUUUGAGCAGGAAGGAAGACUAACGCUAACUUCAUUAUAAAAGUUACAGCCAUAAAGCAGCUGUUUGUCCCAGGACUUCAUAACCCAGAAUCCCUGCAAGAGCAGCAAACCUCUUAAACCCUGUGAAGACCUUGAGAUUUCAUUUGUUGUGAAUUGAAUUAAACUAAAUCUUAUCGUCUUCACAUAGAAAGAUGAGGUUUUGUUGUUGGUUUUUGUUGUUUAUUUAUUUCAUGCCUAACUUCCAUAAUAAAGCUGUUAACUGAUGUCAUCACUAA